Xenia sp. Carnegie-2017 is the source of this 744-nucleotide messenger RNA. RefSeq lists its product as uncharacterized. Lineage: Eukaryota; Metazoa; Cnidaria; Anthozoa; Malacalcyonacea; Xeniidae. The record is from RefSeq and is a predicted model, not a curated record. The coding region runs from base 1 to 744 and encodes 247 amino acids. The transcript is spliced from 5 exons.
AUGUUGAUAUUGGUGUUGGGUGUUGGUGUCGCUAUUGGUGCUGAUGCUAGUCUUGACGUUAGUGUCGAUAUUGGAUUGUUGCUGUUAGUGUUUGAUGUUGAUGCUGGUGUUGGUGUUAAGGUUGGUGUUGGUGCCGUUGUUGGGUGUUGGGUGUUGAUGUUAGUGGUGUUGUUAGUGUUUGAUGUUGAUGCCGGUCUUGGUGUUAGGUUGGUGUUGAUGUCGUUGUUGGAUGUCGGUGUUGGUUUGGUGUUAGUGUUGCUAUUAGUGUUUGAUGUUGGUGCUGGUGUUGAUGCUGGUGUUGGUGUUGAUGCUGGUAUUGGUGUUGAUGCUGGUGUUGAUGCUGGUGUUGCUGUUGUGUUGCUGUUGCUGUUGAAUGUUAAUGUUGGUGUUAAGGUUGGUGUUGAUGUCGUUGUUGGGUUGGUGUUGAUGUCGUUGUUGAUUGUCGGUGUUGGUUUGGUGUUAGUGUUGCUAUUAGUGUUUGAUGUUGGUGCUGGUGUUGAUGCUGGUGUUGGUGUUGAUAUUGAUGCUGGUGUUGAUGCUGGUGUUGGUGUUAAUGUUAAUGUUGGUGUUAUUGGUGUUGAUGUCGCUGUUGGUGUUGAUGUCGUUGUUGUCGGUGUUGGUUUGUUAGUGUUGCUAUUAGUGUUUGAUGUUGGUGCUGGUGUUGAUGCUGGUGUUGGUGUUGAUAUUGGUGUUGAUGCUGGUGUUGAUGCUGGUGUUGCUGUUGCUGUUGCUGUUGAAUGUUAA